This is a messenger RNA of Sporothrix schenckii 1099-18, 315 nucleotides long. RefSeq lists its product as uncharacterized. The record is from RefSeq and is a predicted model, not a curated record. NCBI's taxonomy places the organism in Eukaryota, Fungi, Ascomycota, Sordariomycetes, Ophiostomatales, Ophiostomataceae. The transcript is spliced from 2 exons. The coding region runs from base 1 to 315 and encodes 104 amino acids.
AUGUCUGGGCCCAGGGCCCCCCCAAAACUCCGUAUCAGAAAAUACUAUGGAAACCCAGCAAAUAAAGCUUUUCAUGUCGAAAAGGGGCAGAGGCUGGAUGCUCUCCCCAGCAACACCGUCCCAAUGCAGCAGGAGCCGCCCACUGUGGAGGCCCAAAGAAUGGGCAUCAGGAACAGGGAGCGAGAUGGCAAAACGUCCGCAAACAAGAACCGAUGGGGCUCAGGGAGGGCAGGUGCAACGGGCUAUCUGAGCAAUCAACGCCCAAAGGCAUGCGCGGUCACAAAGAGGCAAAAAGGUAGGAGCUCCGUGCUGUAA